Messenger RNA from Symbiodinium sp. CCMP2456, 185 nucleotides. The record is from the annotation of a GenBank genome assembly. Lineage: Eukaryota; Dinophyceae; Suessiales; Symbiodiniaceae.
AUUCUCAGCGACCGCUGAUGUAUGACUCCAUCCAAGAGCGAAUUUGGUGCUGUGCAGCUCGGACAACUUCCCGGAUGGGGAAUGGCCCCAGGGACGACGGAUCGGGUGCGUGCUGUGCCUACCAGCCCCUGUUGCAAGUCGAAUCAGGAGCUGGCGAACCGAUUCUUCCAAAAGCUGCUGCUCAC